Vigna radiata var. radiata (mung bean) is the source of this 1270-nucleotide messenger RNA. Its product is annotated as protein SRG1. The transcript has 4 exons. Bases 46 to 1083 code for a protein of 345 amino acids. The record is from RefSeq and is a predicted model, not a curated record. NCBI's taxonomy places the organism in Eukaryota, Viridiplantae, Streptophyta, Magnoliopsida, Fabales, Fabaceae.
UUUUUUUUUUUUUCUCACAUCUUUAUUUGCUCUAGGUUACUUAACAUGGAAGCAAUGUUAUCCAAGCGUGUACAAGAAAUGGUUCAGAAUGGUGAGGAACCACCUCCACCUUAUGUUCGUAGAGAUGUUAACUAUACACAAAUCGUGCCUUCAACGUUAUGUUCACCACCCAUCAUUGAUUUUCGGCUCAUGUCUUCAUCAACACCAUUAACUAAACAAAAAGAAGAGCUGCAAAAGCUAAGAUCAGCUCUCUCCUCUUGGGGAUGCUUCCAGGCAAUAAACCAUGGGACAUCAAGCACGCUUUUGGACAAGGUUCGUGAAGUUGCAAGGGAAUUUUUUACGCAGCCAAUGGAACAAAAGAAGAUAAUUUCCAAAGGGGUGAAAGAAUUUGAAGGGUAUGGUGCGGAUCCAGUUCCCGAAGAAGGUCAGUUUUUAGAUUGGUCAGAUCGUUUGUGCCUUGAUGUAUACCCUGAAAAUAGAAGGAAGUCAAGUUUGUGGCCAGAAAAUCCAUCAUCUUUUAGGAAAAUUCUGGAAGAAUACACAGAAAAGCUGAGAGAGGCAACAAAUCUUAUUUCUAGGGCUAUUGCGAAGUCAUUAGACUUAGAAGAAAAUUGCUUCUUGAAUCAAUUUGGUGAACAAGCACUUCUGCAAGUGAGGUUCAACUACUAUUCCUGCUGUGCACAACCUGACAUUGUGCUCGGGCUUAAACCCCAUGCAGAUGGAUCAGGAUACACCAUUAUACUACAAGAUGACGUUGAGGGCCUCCAAGUUCACCGUAAGGAUAAGUGGUUCACAGUUCCCACAAUUUCUCAUGCCCUAUUUGUACUCAUGGGUGAUCAAAUGGAGAUAAUGACUAAUGGAAUUUUCAAGAGUCCUAUGCAUCGGGUAUUGGUGAACUCCAAGAGGGAAAGAAUAUCUGUUGCAAUGUUCUAUACUCCAGAGCCAAACAAAGAAAUUGGACCAGAACAAGGUUUGGUGAAUGAAGAACAACCGAAGCUGUUUAAGAAAGUGAAAGAUUAUGCUGAUACUCAUUGGGAAUAUUAUCAACGAGGAAGGAGAGCAAUUCAUGUAGCAAAAGUAUGAACCGCAGUUGUUGCAUUUGUGUGUGAAAAUUUGUAGAGUGUCAAAUAGUACCCAAAAAUAAAACCUUACGUGUAGUUUAUUAAACAUGUGUAUAAACAAAGUUGCGAGACAAUUAUGAAACAAAUAUGAGUGUUUCUUUCAGCAUCCACACACAUUUCUUCCUGUAUUUUCACAUUUCAAAAAUAGU